UGCGGUGCACAGUCUUCACAAGGCAAUAACGGUAACAAAGCCGCACAAGUUUACAACUCCAAAAGCAUAAGCUAUACCCAUUUGCGAACGGCGGCUUUUCUUUAUAUAAAUAAGCAGAUAAACCCUAUUUCACCACUCCAGUGCCAUAAACCCUAGCCGCUUUCUCUCUCCUUGAACCCUAAUUACUUCCAAGAUUCUUUGAACUUGAACAGUUGAAAUGGCUUUCUACAAUAGAAUCGGUAGUCUCAUGAAGCAAACAGUUUCCCAAAACUCUGUAUCAAAUGGACAAAUAACAGGACCUUCAAUGUUCAAUGCUAUUCGCUGCAUGUCUUCAAAGCUUUUUAUUGGUGGUCUUUCUUAUCAGACUGAUGAUCAUUCCUUGAAGGAAGCGUUUUCUGGAUUUGGUGAAGUUGUUGAAGCCAGAGUUAUUACUGACAGAGAGUCAGGGAGGUCUAGGGGAUUUGGUUUUGUUAGCUACAACAGCGAAGAUUGUGCCAAGGAGGCUAUGACAGCCAUGGAUGGACAGGAACUUAAUGGGCGAAGUGUUCGUGUUAGUCUUGCAACAGAGCGCGCUCCACGUACCGGUGGAUUUGGAGGUGGUGGUGGUUAUAACCGUGAUGCUGGAAAUGACCGCUACUAAGAACACUAUGUUUUUAUGCAAUAACAAAGUUAAAGUUAUAUCUCGUAUUAUCAACACAAGAUUAUUGAUUUUUUUUUCUUUUUUUUGCAAGGAGUUAUAUGAACUGAUUAGUAUUAUUAGUAUGUAAUCAUGUAAUCAUAAUCUUUUGUGUGCAACUUUUAUCUCCAUUCAGAUGUGUCUUGUGUCUUUUUAUGAGAGGAGUUAAUAUGAACUGGUAGGUGGUGGAAAGGCCUCCAUGUCAAACAGUCUAUCGUAUUGAUAGAUUGGUUGAAUGCUAGUUUUUUGGCAUUAGGUGUAUAUAUAUAUACAUGUAUAUAUUUUUAAUGGCAGAAACGUUAAUUA
Messenger RNA from Lactuca virosa, 982 nucleotides. NCBI's taxonomy places the organism in Eukaryota, Viridiplantae, Streptophyta, Magnoliopsida, Asterales, Asteraceae. The record is from the annotation of a GenBank genome assembly.